UAUACAUAUGUUCACAAGAUGCACUCCUGAUGUUCAUAGUUUAAGAAACCGCCCCAUUAUAGACAACUAAACAUGACAGAACUAACAAAAGAUGGCCAAGACGACUUUGGCAUCACAGAGAACACUGAGGCAUUUGAAACAGAAGUAGCUACAAGCAAUCAACUGUUAAGUCAGAGUCAACAAGAUUCAGAAGCUGAGCCAGACUAUGAUUUUGUUCAACAGCCCGACUCGGAGUACUUCUGUCCUGUGAGUUCAGAAUUGCUUGUAGAGCCACACCAAACGUCAUGCUGCGGCCAGCACAUCUCCCAGCAAGCUGCUAACAGACUUAUCAGAGAGCAAAAGCCUUGUCCAAUGUGCAAAGACGAUGAAUUCAAUACUCAAGUUGACAAGUACUUUACACGAAAAGUUCGUCAGCUUAACGUUCGCUGUCCCCACAAGAAGAGUGGGUGUGAGUGGACAGGGGAACUGGGGGACCUGAACCACCACACCACUGCCUGUCCAAAACGUCCCUGGAAGUGCAAGUAUUGUGAAUUCGAGGAAACCUACGAGAUUGGUAACGAACACAUUCCUGUUUGUGCUAACUAUCCGUUCGCCUGUCCCAACCAAUGUGGUGUUGGUACAUUUCGUCGCCGUGAUGCUGAGAAACAUCUUCUGGAGUGCCCCCUACAACUAGUGGAGUGUGAGUUUGCUGGUACUGGAUGUGACGUGAAGGUUCCUCGAAGAGAUCUAGCGAGUCACAUGACAGAGAAUGCCCAACACCACCUCAUGACAGCCACCCUCCUCAACCUGAGACUCACGAGAGAGCUACACCAGAAAAUGGAAGAGAAAGACCAACAGAUUGUUGAGCUGAAACAGAAAAUGACAGAACUGGAUAUAAAUAUGUGUGAAGAAAUACGCUAUCUCAGAGCUGACAUCAAAAAGCAGCUAAAGCCCACACCCUCCCCCCAACAUCAACACCCUCAAAAUCUCCCUCCAGAAAAGCCAAGCCCCAGACGACAGCCAUCUAGACCCCAACAGAGAACAGAAGGCUCCACCAGGAGGGCUCAGGCUACAGCAGCUCCUACGGUGGCUAACAAAGUGACUACUACAAUUAUCACACUAAAGGAAUUCUCCAAGCAACAAGCUAGUAGCAAGAAUGGCAGCUGGUACAGUGACAUUAUAAACUGUGAGGAGUACCAAUUUAAGUUGGGGAUAGAGACCAAUGGACUUGGUGAAGCUCGCGGCAACCAUCUCUCAGCGUACCUCCAUCUGCAGGCUGGAGAGAAUGACCAGAUGCUCCGCUGGCCAAUAAAGGUGAAAGUGAAAGUAGAACUGCUCAAUCAACGAGAAAACAAGGAACACAAACAAGUGGUGGGAAGCGUACUAUUUAGGAAGCCAGCGACAGUCUGGGAUUGUGGAAUGAUUGGAAUUAACACAAAAUCGUUCGCUAUAAGAGAUCUAGGAUACAAUGCUCACAAACACACGGAAUAUUUACAGAAUGACUGUCUAAGUUUCAACGUAAUGCUAAAAAUUGAACAUAGUUACUAUUAGUGAUGUAAUCUUGAGUAGAUCUACCAUAAAAUAUAUUCAUAACGUGGGGGCAUACCCGUUUUAA
Halichondria panicea is the source of this 1594-nucleotide messenger RNA. Its product is annotated as TNF receptor-associated factor 2-like. NCBI's taxonomy places the organism in Eukaryota, Metazoa, Porifera, Demospongiae, Suberitida, Halichondriidae. Bases 73 to 1530 code for a protein of 485 amino acids. The record is from RefSeq and is a predicted model, not a curated record. The transcript has a single exon. Gene Ontology annotation, molecular function: protein binding; zinc ion binding.